Molecule: messenger RNA, 1602 nt
Organism: Plasmodium yoelii
Lineage: Eukaryota; Apicomplexa; Aconoidasida; Haemosporida; Plasmodiidae
Product: threonylcarbamoyl-AMP synthase, putative
Exons: 1
Coding region: 1-1602 (533 amino acids)
Biological process (GO): regulation of translational fidelity
Cellular component (GO): cytoplasm
Molecular function (GO): nucleotidyltransferase activity; tRNA binding; double-stranded RNA binding
Source: RefSeq, a predicted model, not a curated record
AUGGCAACAAUAAUUGAAGGAGAAGAAUUAAUAAAAAAUGAUAAUGUUAAAAAAAUGUUGAAAGAACAUAUAGAAAAAAAUAAUUUAAUUGGGUUUCCAACAGAAACAGUAUAUGGAUUAGGAGGAAAUUCAUUAAGUGAAAUUUCUUUGAGAAAUAUAUUUAAAAUGAAAAAUAGACCAAUUAGUGAUCCUAUAAUAUCACAUGUAUAUGAUAUAGCACAAGCAUUUGAUCAAUUAUAUCAUAUAAAUAUAUAUGAAAAGUAUAUUAUAUAUAUAUUAACUAUGAAUUUUUCUCCAGGCCCACUGUCAAUUAUAGCAAAAGCAAAGAAACAUCUUCCAUUAAUUUUAACAGCACAUACUCAAUUUUGUGCUGUAAGAAUACCAAAUAAUAAAAUAGCAAGAAAAAUUAUAAAAAUAUGUAAUACCCCAAUUGCUGCACCAUCAGCUAAUAAAUUCCAACAUAUUAGUCCAACAAAUUCUUUACAUGUUUACGAUGAAUUUAAAGAUGAAAAUAUUUUGAUUUUUGAUGAUGGUCAGUGUGAUAUAGGAAUUGAAUCUACUGUAAUAAAAAUAAUCAAGUAUAAAAAAGGGAAGGGGGAGAAUGCAGAUAAAAACGUUGAAGAGUAUGACAGCGACGAUGAAAUAAUCAUAGAUGAAGAAUAUGAAAGAGAAUGCAACAGCGAAAUAAGCAAUUUAAAAUGUGCACUAAAUUGUAAAAAUGAUGUUUCAAAUUUUGAAGUUUUUGAAAAAUUAAAAGAAGCAUUUGAAACGAUUCAAACGAGUGAUAUGUUAAAAGAGUCAGAUGAAAAUGUGAAAAACAAAAUAACCGAACAAAUUUUGAAAUAUAAGAAUUUAUAUAAUUAUGAAAUAAAAAUAUACCGACGUGGAAAGUAUACAAAAAAUGACUUAAAAUGUGUAUUGAAUAGUACCCCACUUUUAAAUGACAUAAGAGUAACUAUUUAUAAAAAAAUAGAAUUUGAAAAAAUGAAUAUUUUAAAAAAUAAAACAGAUAAUGAAUGCAACAAUGCAAUUGGUAAUGCAGAAAUAGAUACCGUUAGAAAUGAUUGUCUUAAUAAUAAUGAAAAUAUAUCCAAUAAUGAAAAUCUACCCAAUAACGAAAAUCUACCCAAUAACGCAGUUAACGAUGAUAUAUCAAUGGAAAAUGAAGUUAGCCCUGGGACACUUCUUACACACUACAGUCCAGUCGUUUCAACAUAUUUAAUUGAUAUAAUUAAAAAUAAAGAUGAAAAAAGUAAUAAAUUAUUAAAUAUAAAUUUGAAUAAAUGUGUAUUUUUAGAUAUAGGAAAUUCAUUUUUUGAAUAUGAAAAUAAUUUUUUAAAAUAUUUAAAUAUAUCUUAUGAUAAUCUGGAAAUAAAUGAACAAAUCAAAUAUGUAACAAAAAACUUUUUUUUAUUUUUACGUAAAGCAGAAAAUUUGGCUAUAAAUCAUCAAGCCAAAUAUAUAUUUAUUUCGAUUGUUAAUUUAAAAUCAUUGGAUGAACUUACUUUGUCAAUUUUUGAUCGAAUUUUUAGAUCAGCUUCAGGAAAGAUCUUUAAGGUUUUUAUUAAUCAGCAUAAGCAAUUAGAAUUUUUUAAUAAUUAA